GACAUCCUUGAAUACUGCUCCCGACUGGACUUUCGUUCUCUUGGACAAACUUCGACCCAACCUGCGACCACCUCAUCGAGUGGAUAUCAACACGCAAUGGAUGGUAAAAUCGUCAACGAUGGACAGGAGCAUAAAUCGUAUGCUUAUUCUCCUGUGCAGCAUCAACAAGCUUUCCCGCAGCCGGUUGUGUCUCCGCAGCCUUCUUUAGGCCAAUUCCCUCCCCAGGCCGUCUCCCCCGAGUCAAUCGCGCGAGAGACAUUCCCCCACCAGUCGCUAUGGAUAGAUCCUCAGAGCCCGAAUCUUCGAGAUACUCCCGACUACGAUAGAACUCACGACAGUCGCAGAGGCCUGAUGGGCCAUGUGCCUGCCAAUGACCCAUACUCCAAGGUCCCUGAUGUACACGUCGUUAAUCGACCUACCGCAGGGGCCUUGCCUGAGUCGGGCCCUUUGAUGUUCAGGAUCAUGAAGAGUCGAUGGUCGAUGAUUGCUUGCUUGGUCAUUGGAGUCGCUGGUGCAGUUGGUCAUCAUUUUUUAUACAUGCAUCUUGAUGGCCGCGAGGCGAAAAACCAACAAUGGUGGAUGCGACUAGGUCAAUUGAUCUCAUUCAUCGCCAACGCGAACUUCAUCCUCGCUGCUGUCAUGGCCCAUCAGCAAGUCGCAUGGCGGGCUGUAGGACAGAAAGGAUUCUCGAUUCACGCCGUUGAUGCCCUAUUCGGAGCUACCCACAACAUCAUCGAGCUUUUCAACAGGGAAGCAUGGAUCAAGUCGUGGUUUGUAAUGUUUCUUGCUUUGUAUAUGUGGCUCAGCCCUCUUGUCGUUAUUCUCUCGUCAGCAUCACUCUACGUCGUACCAGGCGAGAGGAUAGAAGAUACACUCUGCCCAUCAAUCCGAACGUUGAACUUUAGUAAUGAAGCCAAGGAAAGUUUCCAGACACCUAAGAAAGCCGAAGGUGAAGUCAUGAACAGUCGCUCUCUUUCUGGAUACAACUGGACAGCCCCGGACGGAAACCUUGCUGAAGGAGCCGCGGAGGACGACGACAUCUUCGAGUACUAUAACGUUCCUUCUUCUACACUUGAUCGCAUUGCUGCUGGUGUGUUUUCAAGUGGGCAGACAACCCAGAAAGCAAACAUAUCGCUGGAGAUUUGCGGAGAUGGAUGGGAUUGUUCUACGACUGUCCAUUUCGUUGGGCCUGGAUACAAAUGCGAAGAGCUUGCCAACGGAGUCGGGUCCGAGAUGAAGAGCUUCGGAGAUGCCGAAGCGCCCUUCAACCUUAGCCAGCUUGUGCCUGCCUCUAACUUCACCUACUUCGCGAACACCGACCUCGGAGAGUAUAUGCGGCCUCAGAUGGAUAACGUUUCGAUCGGUGGAAUUCCUUCUGAGGUCGAUGGACCGCCUUUUCCCAAGAACCUCGGUGUCUUUCGAACCGAACCCUCCAUCUGGAUUGGCUACGCCGCUGUGGAUGAUCACACCAAGGCUCACGCGAUGGAUAGCAAGGCCGAUGGUUGGAACGAUGACUAUACUCCCAUCAUCUUUGCUUGCGAUCAUUGGGAGGUCAAUUACACCGUCACCUUCAACUUCACCUCGGGAUUUCAGAAGUACAACAUUAUGGAUCGAGACUACAAGCGAAAGAUUAUCGAUACUACCUGGAGCAGCUGGACCAACGAGUCCACGGACGGAACGGCCGAUGGAAACGUUGCAGAGCCGGAGAAGAACUAUGUCAGUCCCCGCAAUGACUACGCUCGAUACCGCCGCAUAGCCGCCUACCAUAGUCUCGGGCUUAGGCUUCGCGAGAAGCUUUUUGGUAAUGUCAAGGUCCAAGGAUCCGUCUUAGCAGACGGUGCCAUUACCACUACCAACCUCCUCGAUAGACAUGAGAGUCUACCCGUCCACGACUUCCAGCAACAGGUCCGCCGCGUAUAUGAGGACUUGAUAAUCUCACUCCUUUCUGACCCUCAGCUCCUUGUCGUAGCAUGGGCUGCCGAUCCAUCUAAGCUUUCUGGGACGGGCAUCGGGGGUGAAGACACGAACUACAAAUGUGAACGUCGACGAAAGGCCAACUUCUUUGACUACGGUUGGCCUGUCCUUGUAGCUGUCUACGCCGUGUCAUUCGUCGUGGCAUCGAUUGGUGUGUACUAUGGCAUUGAUGCUAUGUCAAGUGAUGGAACUUAUGCGCAACGGGUGAUGACUUUCUCUGCUAUCGCGGGAGCUACGAAGAAGGUAACGGUGGAUGAAGUUGAGAAGAGGGAGACUAAGAUCAGGUGCUUCCCAACUGAUCAACGGCCAGGUGAACGGACAUAUGAGUUCAGGGCUGAGUUGGAAGGAUAAUUAGGUAGAGAUAUGUGGAGGAAACAUCGAUUUCGUUGAUGAAGAUGAUAUCUGUACUAUAAUUCUGAUUUCUUAAUAUUACUGUUAAUGUUUAAAAAGAGAAAAUGCUUCAAAUUUCAAG
Molecule: messenger RNA, 2446 nt
Organism: Fusarium redolens
Lineage: Eukaryota; Fungi; Ascomycota; Sordariomycetes; Hypocreales; Nectriaceae
Exons: 1
Coding region: 97-2325 (742 amino acids)
Source: RefSeq, a predicted model, not a curated record